Molecule: messenger RNA, 711 nt
Organism: Magallana angulata
Lineage: Eukaryota; Metazoa; Mollusca; Bivalvia; Ostreida; Ostreidae
Product: alpha/beta-tubulin-N-acetyltransferase 9-like
Exons: 7
Coding region: 97-687 (196 amino acids)
Biological process (GO): protein acetylation
Molecular function (GO): N-acetyltransferase activity
Source: RefSeq, a predicted model, not a curated record
CUUACCAUUUUCCCGAAUUUCCUCCAUAAUAACUUUGGUGAAAUGUAGUUGUUUCUUGUUUUUGUCGUGUAGACACACAGAAGAAAAUACAGGGACAUGAAAAUUAAUAGCAACACUAUAAUAAUCGGAGAUAAGGUUGUGCUGGUUCCUUACGAAGAAAAGCAUAUACCGAGAUAUCAUGACUGGAUGAAGUCAGAAGACCUACAGAGAUUAACAGCUUCUGAACCUCUAUCUUUGGAAGAGGAAUAUGAAAUGCAAAAGAACUGGAGAAAUGAUGAUGACAAGUGCACAUUUAUUGUAAUAAACAAAGAGAAAUAUAACGGACCAGACACAGAGAUCGAUGCUAUGGUUGGUGAUGUCAACUUGUUUUUCGGUGAAGAGAGUGAAGGAGCAGGAGAAAUCAACAUGAUGAUAGCAGAUGAUAGCGUCCGUCGUAAGGGGUUCGGUACUGAGGCUUUGUUCCUGAUGAUCCGAUAUGGUUGUGAGCAUCUAAAUCUUCAACAGGUGCGUGCCAAGAUUGGUUUUGAUAACGAGGCCAGCAUUAAGAUGUUCACUAAACACGGAUUUAAAGAGGAAUCCAAGUCUGAUAUCUUUAAGGAGGUGACGUUGGUACUCCAUCUAGAAAGUGACGUCUUAACAAAAAUAACAGAGUUGACGGAAGGCUACCGAGAAGAGAAAUAUAAAUAAAAAACUUUUUUUUUCUUAAAAAAA